Lathyrus sativus (Indian pea) is the source of this 456-nucleotide messenger RNA. The record is from the annotation of a GenBank genome assembly. Lineage: Eukaryota; Viridiplantae; Streptophyta; Magnoliopsida; Fabales; Fabaceae.
AUGCUCCGGUCUAGUUAUUGCACAUUGUAUCAGAAUUCAGAGAAGGAUUUGAUUGAGCUUGGAGAGUGUCCGUAUGAUCAAGGAGGAUAUUUCAUUAUUAAUGGCAGUGAGAAGGUUCUGAUUGCUCAGGAGAAGAUGAGCACCAAUCAUGUCUACAUCUUCAAGAAGAGGCAACCUAAUAAGUAUGCUUAUGUGGGUGAAGUUCGGUCCAUGGCAGAAUCACAGAAUAGACCACCUAGUACUAUGUUUGUGCGCAUGCUCUCUCGAGCUAGUUCCAAAGGGGGUUCUUUAGGGCAAUAUAUACGUGCUACUCUUCCAUACAUUCGAACUGAAAUUCCUAUCAUUAUUGUGUUUCGGGCAUUGGGAUUUGUCGCUGAUAAGGAUAUACUCGAACAUAUAUGCUAUGACUUCGCGGAUACUCAAAUGAUGAAGCUGCUCCGUCCUUCCCUGGAAUAA